Molecule: messenger RNA, 3132 nt
Organism: Impatiens glandulifera
Lineage: Eukaryota; Viridiplantae; Streptophyta; Magnoliopsida; Ericales; Balsaminaceae
Product: dual specificity protein phosphatase PHS1-like
Exons: 11
Coding region: 56-2806 (916 amino acids)
Biological process (GO): protein dephosphorylation; response to abscisic acid; cortical microtubule organization
Molecular function (GO): protein tyrosine/serine/threonine phosphatase activity
Source: RefSeq, a predicted model, not a curated record
AGGACAAGGCAAUAAUGUUGGAGAGACUGAAAAAGGAUUCAAAUUAACAAGAUCAAUGUCUAACCCUGCAACAACCGUCCAUUUCCAUGAGGAAGGAGAAAUAGACCCACGUGAUCAACGAACAGGGGAACCUGAGCCGCCAUCGCCCCUCGCAUUGACUUCCCGGGCACUGUUCAUGUUAGGAGAUAUUGCAGCUAACCAUGCUUAUCGGUUCACCCGAUGGUUAGAAACAGUUCGUAAACGCACUGGAAAACAUCCCAUGGGAUUUCCCCAAACAUCCCAUGAUACUAUGCCAUUAAGUGUGGUAGACAUAAAUAAUGAUAUAAGAGAUUGUCCGCCUUCUAAGCAAGCUACGGAAAUCAGCUUGUGGGAUAGACUUGGUAAAGCUUCUAUGUUGGUGGUUGAGCCAAAUUCGUUUCCAUGGAACAGUCUAUCAUCCCUUCACCAUAUUGCACAUUGUACCAGCAGCGAUCAGUCAGAAGAUGAAAUGAUUAAAGCGUUAGAGGUGACUGUAAAUUCUGGUGGAGUUGUCUUUUUUGCUCUAUUCAAUCAACCUGCAAAUGACAAUGGUUCCCCAAAAGAAGCAGCUGCUGUUAUAAAAUUCUCAUCUUCAAGGAUGUCCACACAAUCAGAACGUUUGGGUUAUGAAUUUGCAAAGUGGUUGGGUAUCCGAACUCCACAAGCCAGAGUCAUUCACAAUUCUAGUUCGGAGUGGCAGCAUAUAAAAGAAGCUGCAGAGAAAACAAAAAGUCAAGCACUCCUAGAAGGAGAUGAAGUUGGUGAGCUGACAUGCUCAGAACUUCUUGAAGCUUUAGAGCUGAGCCGAUGUCUUCUGCUGAUGAAUUAUGUACAUGGAUCCAUUCUUAUGGAUAGUUCAAAUGCAUUCAAUUCACGGGAAGCAGCGCAGAAUACAGCUGCAGCACUGGGAAGAAUUUUAGUGUUAGACUUGGUCAUCAGGAAUGAAGAUAGAUUUCCUUGUCGUCAGUUAGGGUGGCGUGGGAACUCGGCAAAUUUAUUGUUAACUGACAAAAUGUUAUCAACAGAUUUUGACAUGUUAGAGGAAUCCUUUGAUUCAGCUAUUAAACGUUACAGGCCAAAGGUGAUUCGAGCUCUACAUAAGGAGAGAAGAGCUACUUCGGUAGAAAGAAAAUUAAGCUUCCCUGACACAGAUUCAGUCUCAAAUAUAUCGGACCUCUCUGAUAUUAAUGAAUCACCAAGAUCCUGCAGAAGUGUAAGAAGUCAAAAUUCCAUUGAAUCAACCUUUAUUGGGUUUCAUGUUGUGGCUAUAGACUCGGGCGUUCCCAGAAGGCCACCUGCUAGUAAACGGGCAAGUGACCAAACAAAUUAUCCGAAGCUGGUGGAACUUCUGAUCAAUUGUCCUGAUUAUUCUUCGGGAAUGUUACAUGAGAUAACAGGAGGACGAUUAGGAUCUCCGCUGAAUGAUGAUGUAAUUAGUGACUCUCAGAGGAUGGACAUGGCUUCAGCUGUUCAUGCAUUUCGAAAUGGGUUCCGUGCAGCUUUAAGGGACAUGCAAGGCUUUCAUAUGUUCUUGCUUACACUUCAUCAAAAGCUGGAUAGCUUGUUACGAACAUUUAUGAAUAUCUCAGACAGGGUAUCAUCAAUGGACUUUGACAAAGAGGAUUUGGUGGUUUCUGAAUUGCCAUCAAAUGCAGAUCCAUCUGGCUCUUCUCCACCAACUCCAUGUAUUAUGGAACAAAGUAACAGUGAUAACCCUUAUGAUUUGAAUGAUCACAAACCAGCUGUUAGGUCAUCAUUAUCAGGAUUGAAAGAGAACAUGGACUCUACAUUUACAAGCUCCCGUGAUAGUUGGCAUGUCAAGAGUAGCAAAGCAAGUGGGGAGCCCCUUCAUAGCAUGCGAUUGCCGUCCAAACUUCGUGACAUAUGCAGAUAUGCUAAGGUUGAUUCAGAACUAAAUAAAGAUUUAGAACAGUGGAGUGAACUGCUAAGAAAUGAAGUAAUAAAGUUAUGCCACGAGAACAAUUUCAAUAGUGGUUUCUUUGAGGGUAAUGAUCAUUGCAGCAUUGUUGACGCCUAUGAAUUAAAGGUAAGACUUGAGCACAUUCUUGAGAGGAUACCAUUGAUCUCUGAUGCUGCCAAUACAGAGAAGCCAUCACAAAUUUUAAGUCACCUCUUUAUUGGUGGGGCAUUGGCUGCAAGGUCUGUUUACACUCUGCAGCAUUUGGGGAUUACACAUAUAUUGUGCUUGUGCUCUAAUGAAAUUGGACAGUCGGAUAAUCAAUUUCCUGAAUUAUUCGAAUACAAAAACAUUUCAGUAUCAGACAGUGAAGAUGCAAACAUCAGUAGCAUCUUCGAGGAAGCGCAUGGCUUUAUUGAACACGUGGAACAAACAGGGGGAAAGGUCCUUGUUCAUUGCUUUGAAGGAAAAAGUAGAAGUGCAACUGUUGUAAUUGCUUAUUUGAUGAUAAGAAAUGAUACAACACUUUCAAAGGCAUGGAACAUUCUGAAACAAGUGCAUCGUCGGGCUCAGCCUAAUGACGGGUUUGCAAAGGUUCUUGUUGAGUUAGACAAGAAGUUGCAUGGAAAGGUGUCAAUGGAGUGGCAAAAGAGGAAGCCAACAAUGAAGGUUUGUUCUAUAUGUGGGAAAAAGGCAGGACUAAGCAGCAGCUCUUUAAAGCUCCAUUUGCAAAAGGCUCACAAGAAGCUAUCAUCAGGCAGCGUAGAUAGUGCCAUGACAAUGGAAAUAGAAAAGGCUAUAACUGCACUCAAGAUGAACACCGUCAGCCCCAAAAACCGCGAAUCUAAUUCCAUUAUCACCACCCUAUAGGUAUUCCAUUUGUAUCGUUUAUGUGUGCAAAAGGAACCAAUUGGAGAAAUAUAUUGAUUCCUAAGGCAAAAUCAUCCUUAGGUAUCCUUUUCUUUUUCUGUUUUGCUAUAGUGAUGAUCAUCAUGCAAAAAGGCUAGUUUUUUAGGCUCUUUUUUUUCUCCCACUUUUGCUGGAUGUAUAUUCCAUCUAUUGUGGUUGGUGAUGGGCAUCCUUUUUUCUGUAUAUAGUUAGUACAUAUGAAAUAUUGAAAUGGUAUUUGUUUGAUUGGUUUGAAAUUGAAGAUGGAAUGAAGGUUGUCAUGCUAGGAUGGUUUGAUUGCUUUUUAC